GCGUUCUGUGACAUCCAGUUCCGGAUCUCCAAUUUCCAGUUUCAGAGUCGAGCUGAAGCAGUCGCAGGAGGAAGAAAAACUCGGCCAAGGAACUUGAACCUGAACUCGCUGUUCCUUCACUUCGAAUACGAUUCCAAUCGAGCAGGGAAGCCGGAGAGGGAGAGAUGAGUCAAGGAUCUCAUUCUUUGGCGUUUCGGGUCAUGAGGCUGUGCAGGCCUUCUGUCCACGUAGAUCCACCCCUCCUCCUCGACCCCGCCGACCUCAUGAUCGGCGAGGACCUCUUGGAUGACCCCAUUGCCGCCGAAAAUGUCCCUCGCCUUAUUGGCAGCAAUGCCCAUGUUGCUGAUCAUGGCAGCUCCGAUCCCAAUUAUCGCGGCAGGUUCCUUCUUCAUCAUUGCUUCGAUGCUAUGGGACUCUCUGGUCUUCUAGUGCUCCCACAGUCUUUUGGAGCCAUUUAUCUGGGAGAGACUUUCUGUAGUUACAUUAGUAUUAACAAUAGCUCCAACUUCGAAGUCAGAGACGUUAUAAUCAAGGCUGAAAUUCAAACAGAGAAGCAGAGAAUACUUCUUUUAGACACAUCCAAAUCACCUGUUGAAUCAAUACGUUCUGGUGGGCGUUAUGAUUUUAUUGUGGAACAUGAUGUCAAAGAGCUUGGACCUCACACGCUGGUCUGUACUGCAUUGUACAAUGAUGGUGAUGGUGAGCGUAAAUAUUUACCCCAGUUUUUCAAGUUCAUUGUUGCUAAUCCCCUCUCAGUUAGGACCAAGGUCCGUGUUGUCAAGGAAACUACUUUUUUGGAAGCUUGUAUUGAAAACCAUACAAAAUCAAACCUUUUCAUGGACCAAGUUGAUUUUGAACCUGCUCAGCAUUGGAGCGCAACAAUACUUAAAGGUGAUGAACACCAUUCUGAGAAAGAGCGUUCAGCAAGGGAGACAUUUAAGCCACCAAUAUUAAUCAGAUCUGGUGGUGGAAUUCACAAUUAUCUUUAUCAAUUAAAAAUGUCUUCACCUGGUUCUGCGUCCAAAGUUGAAGGAAGUAAUGUUCUUGGUAAACUCCAGAUAACAUGGAGAACAAGUAUGGGUGAACCUGGUCGCCUACAGACUCAGCAGAUACUGGGGACUCCAAUAACAAAGAAGGAGAUUGAGUUGCAAAUAAUGGAGAUGCCACCUACUUUCAGCCUUCAAAGACCCUUUGUGCUAAAACUGAAUCUUACAAACCACACAGACAGAGAGCUGGGCCCAUUUGAAGUUUGGUUGUCCCAAAAUGGUUUACAUGGGGGUAAAGCGGUUGUGAUUAAUGGCCCUCAAUCAAUGGUCUUAUCACAGGUUGAGGCAUUGGGCUCCAUAAAUUUCCCACUGAAUCUCAUUGCUACUAAACCUGGGAUCCAGAGAAUUACAGGCAUUACAGUGUUUGAUACAAGGGAGAAGAAAUCAUAUGAACCUUUGCCUGAUGUAGAGAUUUUUGUGCAAAUGGAUUGAACUUCGUGGUCAGUACAGAGAACCUGGCCAGAAGAAGCAAAGCUAGUGGUAUUUAGGGCCGGCCUGUCAAUUACAAGUACACUAAACUGGUGAUGAAUAGACAUUUAAAGAUUCCAGGGUUUCACUAAAGAGUGAUUGGUCUACUCAUUUUUCGUAAAGGUGGUCUACAGAACAAACUCUCAGAACUUUGACCAAUCAACCUACCAUCUUUCCUGAGGAUUGAUCUUGGUUCUGUCCGCUAGUCAUGAAUUUGCAUUGUUGAUGGGGCUUUAAUCAGGUUAACCGAGUACCCACAAAGUCUUGGCUCGGUAACUCUGAUGCCACUAGGCUUAGAUUGUUGGUUGUUAAAUCCAAUGUAUCCUGUAGGAGCCCUAAUCUGCUUCUGAGAAAACCUCACAGGUUAAAUGCUCUUAUUUUGUUGGAGCAGCUGGUGGUUUGCCGUUGAGGGGCACAGAACUCGAUUCUGUUGGAUAAAUUAGCUUUGUUAUCAUUGAAUUUUACUCUUCCCUUGGUGCCUU
Molecule: messenger RNA, 1996 nt
Organism: Neltuma alba
Lineage: Eukaryota; Viridiplantae; Streptophyta; Magnoliopsida; Fabales; Fabaceae
Product: trafficking protein particle complex subunit 13
Exons: 12
Coding region: 165-1478 (437 amino acids)
Cellular component (GO): TRAPPIII protein complex
Source: RefSeq, a predicted model, not a curated record